Messenger RNA from Octopus bimaculoides (California two-spot octopus), 4257 nucleotides. RefSeq lists its product as uncharacterized. Gene Ontology annotation, biological process: protein dephosphorylation. The record is from RefSeq and is a predicted model, not a curated record. Lineage: Eukaryota; Metazoa; Mollusca; Cephalopoda; Octopoda; Octopodidae. Gene Ontology annotation, molecular function: cation binding; protein serine/threonine phosphatase activity.
UUUAACAGGUUAGAGGGAAGCUUAUAACCAAUCAGAAAUAAGGGUAACAGCCAAUCAGCACGCGACUUCUAUUUCAGCUUGGAGUGUGUGUUGUUAAAGUUAUUGUGUGCGGCUGUGGAUGUGUUGGUUGCCUGGGCUGUUGCAAUGUGUGUCUGUAUAUGUAAGCGUGCGUAAGUUUCACUGUUGCAGCGUGAGUAUGCCAAGUUCUCUCGCUCCGUUUGUAUGUGUGUGAAACUGCAUACGUCUUCACAAGUGCUCGAUGGCUGCCACACACAAGAAGAGCUGUACCAUUUUCACUAUCGUCGCCACAACUUCAAAGCAUGCUUGCUUCUAAAUAUAUUCUUUAACACAGACUUUGCUCUCUAUCUACUGACCUGACAACUGUUAAGCUGCGUGAUGUGUUCCACCGGCUGAUUUCUUACCGCUUGUCAAGAUCAGUGCCAUCAAAUAUAUAAAUAAUAUAUAUAUUUAUAUCCAUAACAGUUUGCACAUAACGCAUCUCGAGUCUUUGAUGCUCCAUACCAACUCCUGAUAUAAAACGACGUCACAUCCCUUGCACCUACCACAUUUUUUUAACUAUCUGUUCCCGUAUACCAACACCGAUAUUGGAAGAACUUAACCUUCGAGCUGAAAAGGAUUAAUGCUGUGUACAUAAUGGCUUCGUUACAGGAUACCGAUGGCUGUAUGGGAAGCACUGGGAUCAGUUGAGAGGAUUAACUGUACUGUAUGUAAGAGAAAGCUUUCUUAAUAGUGUUUGUGCGUGCGUGUCUGAGUGUGAGUUUUGUUAUUUUCUUCCCGAUAUUACCAUGACCGGUUGGCAACAUCUUAAAGUGAUAUUCAGGGAAAACAAUGUUCAAAUGUAACCGUCUCCAGGAAUUUCUCUUGUAGAGAGUGAGAGAGAGAGACAGACAGAUUGCAUCGCUAAUGCAAAAUAUUGAGAUGAAAAUGUGAAAAGAAAGCGGGUAAAAAGACUAGAAACAGCGCAAUACUUGUAAACAAUGGAUUUCUACAGAUCUAUUUAUAUUUUUCUUGAUACAAAUCUAGAUUGAUCUGAUCUACAACUUAUGAUAUACCGAUCGGAUUCUUCUUAAAUCCUUUACACCUAAUAUAUGUACUGUAAAAAAAAAAAAAAGAGUAGUCGAUUGUUUACCCACAGGCUUUCCAGUGGUCCCCCAAAAGGUGUAUGCUUCUAUAACUGAUAGAAAUACAUAAUUUAGAAUAUCUUCACAUCUUCUCAUGAUCACCUGUGCUCCUACAAAAACAGUCUGAAUUUCUGAAACCUAUGUUAACAAUUUUAUUUCUGUUAAAUCUGAUUGAAGACAUUGAAGCUAAGACUGCACGAAAGAAAAUAUACAUGUGAAAAUCACAGAUUUUAAAAGUUUUAUGAACUCCCUUUUUUUCACUUCGUCAUCAUUGUUGGGAAGAACUGAAGUGUAGUUUCGAACUCAUGACAGCAUGGUCAGCGAAUCCGCAUAAGCAUUUAACACCUCUUAUUCUCAUAUCUCCGUUCAGUGUCAUUAAAAAUUACAGGCAUGAAUGUAUCAAUCUAUGUUUAAACAACAACGUAAUUUGAAAUAAUAAUAGAAAAUAGACACAAAACAAAAAGAGCAGGCGUUCAAAGACAACUUGGAAACAACUGACUGUGUAUGUCAGUUGGGUUAUAAAAAACAGAAUGGCGAAAAAUUGCGCUAAAAUCGGUGUCAAUCUACGAGUCACCGAGACGGGACACCAAGGCGGUCGCAAGCACAUGGAGGACACGUACGCUGUCCACUUUGAGAGAAACCCUAACACGGGCCAAGCAGAGUUUGCCUACUUCGCCAUCUUCGACGGCCAUGGCGGAGGUGAGGCAUCGAAUUUUGCCAAGAACCAUCUUUUGGCAGAAAUCAUAAAAUAUGAAUCUUUUUGGAAAAGUAACGACGACAAUCAAGUGAUGGAAGCGAUCAAGUUAGGAUUCCUGGAUACACACAAACUUAUGGCCAAAGAACUAGAUAACUGGCCCAGAACUCUCAGUGGGUUCCCCAGCACAUCAGGAACAACGGCCAGUAUUGCAAUUAUAAAGCGCAGCAAGUUAUACAUCGGACAUGUUGGAGAUUCUGGAGUAGCUCUUGGUUUCCAAGGGGAGCAUUCUGAUAUUCAUGCUUUAAUGUUAACUAAAGAUCACAAACCCGAAUGUCCUGAAGAACGUAAACGAAUAGAAGAUUGUGGCGGUGAAGUUGUAACUAAAGCUGGUGUACAGAGGGUGGUGUGGAACCGGCCUAAGCUUACUCACAAAGGACCUAUUAGACGUAGCACAGUUACGGACAAGAUACCUUUUUUGGCUGUGGCACGUUCUUUAGGUGAUUUGUGGAGUUUCAACUAUGCUUAUGGAGACUUCAUUAUCUCUCCAAUGCCCGAUGUAUCUGUCCACAACCUUCUUCCCAAGAAUGACAAAUGCCUAAUUUUGGGUAGUGAUGGCCUUUGGAAUAUGAUGACUCCCCUUGAAGCUGUCAUGGUUGUUUUGGAAGACGAACAAAAGUUUGAUGAACUUGUAGUUAACGACAUAUUGUCCCCCUUGACAUACUGGAAUAACCCAGCAGAACACUUAGUCAAUUUUGCUCUUCAAAAAUGGCAUGAACGGAUGCUGAAAGCAGAUAAUACCACUUGUGUUGUUGUUAUGAUUGAUACUAUGGGACCAAGCAAAUUAGAACGCUUACGGCGCCGACGAGAAGAACACAUCCAACAGCUAAACAAACAACACAAACUGAGCAUGGACAUCAAUGCUUAUCUAAAACAACACUUGCUGCCUAAUGCUAAUAAUGGUCAGUGCCAUGCACCUGUUCUGACUGCUACACCAAUAACCGCUGGCCAGAUACAGGUCAAGGUUCAGGGAGAAAACCUGUCUUUAGAAAAUGACAGAACUAAAGUUAAUUCCUUACUACUUAACACAUCCAAUGUUGACAUAAAUGACUGCAGGUCUGAUUCAGAGACUAACCCCUCUCUUGAUCACAAUUCCAUCACUGAAUCUUCAGAAAACAACAACUUAGAUGCUUCUCCUUCCUGUUUAGCAGAUACAUCAUCAGAUGGAGAUAUAACACCCGAAAUUUCUAUUUGUAAAGAACCAGAAAAUCUGUCUGCUGGCAAACUGUAUCGUACAUCAAGAAUGCGGUUUUCUUUGUGUUUGUCUGGAGAAGAUGAUGAUGAAAGUAGUGAUCUAGGGAGUGAUGGCUCUCGGUGUGCUGAGACUGGAGAAAUUGACCACAAUGCUAAUAUCUGUGAUGACACUGCACCAAGUGAAAACAAAGAGACUGCUGCUGUCAAAAGCAAAGACUUUUCUCUAAGUAGCUUGUCAGUAUCCACGUCUCCGCUUGUUCAAAGGCGGCUUAGUCUACGACCAAAUUUGUUAAGAACACGAACUCACAAGAUUGAUGAUAAGCUAUGUAAAAGUAGAUUGAGUGAUAAAGUCACCUUAAAAGAGAAGGUCACACCGAACAAAACUAUUUUAUCUCGUGGUAAACUUGAUUUCAAAGAAAAGCUUACAAAACGCUUCUUCAGCUCACAUUUGUUCGAUACACAAAAUAUUUCUGAAAGCAGUGGCUCUCACCUACGGUCAGCUAACAGCACUCAAAAUCAACAUUCCCACUUAAACAUAUCAGAAGAAAUCUCUUCUCAAAAGCUUUCAGAAAUGGCGACCAGAAGCAAGCGAAAGACAAACUCUGUUCCAAAUAGAACUUUGUCCUUGAACUGCAUGCAGUUCCCAACCAGCAAAGAAAAGAAGUGUAAUUCCGAAAAACGGCAUGUUCUGAAACGGUUUUUGGCCUGGCAACAGCAAUUAAUUGGUGAUCAUAAAUCAUCUAAACCUCACCAUCGCAACAGUAAAAGAAAACAUGACUCUGGAGAAACUUCAGCUGAAAACGUUUGCAUAAAACGCUCUUGUAAAUUUAACUUACGAUUUAGCCACACACCAUUGAGAAAGGAACAAUCAAGCAGUAGUAUCAAAGUAGAUGGUUAAGAGCCUUUAAAUUGGCUUUGUGAUCUUUAGUAGCUUAUUCUCUUGGAUAUUUAACUGCUAUUGGAAAGACUUCUAAAGUAUUAUUUAACAGAGAACCAAAAUGUCUAAGAAUGUUAAAUUUUAGUUUAAACAAUAAGGAUCAGAAUGAACAGAACUUUUUUUUCCCCACUCAUUUAUAUCUUACACAAAAAGAAGCAUUUCAAUUUCUGUUCAUACAUUUUUAAUACUUUCAUCUUUAUUUGACAUAUAAAAUAUUUUUAUUCAUUACA